Messenger RNA from Aspergillus campestris IBT 28561, 1243 nucleotides. Its product is annotated as PfkB family carbohydrate kinase. The transcript has 3 exons. NCBI's taxonomy places the organism in Eukaryota, Fungi, Ascomycota, Eurotiomycetes, Eurotiales, Aspergillaceae. The record is from RefSeq and is a predicted model, not a curated record. Bases 1 to 1188 code for a protein of 395 amino acids.
AUGGCUCAGGCCCCUGCUAUCGGAAACGAUGUUGAUUUCUGCACGCUGGGCAUGUUCAUCCUCGAUGACAUUGACUUCGGGGGUACCAGACCUAGCGUGAAGAAUGUGAUUGGCGGGGCGGCGUCGUUCGCUGUUGUUGGGGCGCGGAUGGUCGCAGGGAAGGACGACGCGCGGUCUGUGAGUUGGACUGUCGAUGUUGGCGAGGACUUUCCGGAGGAGGUGCUCGAGUUGAUUAGGUCGUGGGGGACGGCUUGUGUGGUUCGGGAGGACCGUACGAGGUUGACGACGCGGGCUUGGAAUGGGUAUGGGGCUGAUGAGAAGAGAGAUUUCGCAUACUUGACGCCGAAGCUACGGCUGGAUGCUUCGAGUCUAUCUGAUGCUCAGGUGUUCUCGAAGACGUUUCACAUGGUCUGCUCGUCUUCGCGCUGCAUAGACAUCGUGGAAGGUAUUCUUGGCCGGCGGGAAGAGCUUCUACAGGAUGGUAAAGCGCCUUCUUCCGACCUUGCUGCGCAACGACCUCUCUUUGUCUGGGAGCCAGUGCCGAACCUCUGCACGCCCGAGGAAGCAGACAACUUCUUCGCGGCGAACAGGGUAGUGGAUGUGGUGAGUCCCAAUGAGCUGGAGCUGGGGAUGAUGUUCGGGCAAUCCGGGUGGAGCAAAGAGAGUCAGUUCGGAAAGGAUAUAGUCCAGAGGAUCCUUGACUCUGGGAUCGGCCCUGAGGGUAAAGGCACUUUGGUCAUACGUGCUGGUAAAGACGGUAGCUACGCAUACUCGAGAACGCACAGUAUCUGGCUUCCCGCUUAUCAUCAACCUGGUGAUGAUGGGUCUACUGCUGUUGUCGAUCCCACGGGCGCGGGGAAUUCUUUCUUGGGCGCAAUGGCGCAGGGUCUGGUCAGUGUGGGGAGAGUCCCUGCGGAUGUCAUCCAGUCUGUCCUGGCGGACUCCGCAGGCUGGAAGAGAGCGAUGGAGACGUGGGGAGAACAGAGCAAUGUCCCCCUCGCGCUUAUCCUCGCCACUGUUGCAGCAGGGUUCGUGGUAGAGCAGAUUGGAGUGCCACAUAUGUCUACGUCGAGCAGUGGGAGGGAAUUUUGGAACGAAACUGAAUUCACGGAACGGGUCCGUCUGUACACUCGGCGUUUGCACCAGACACUUGAAGAGGCUCCCCAAAAGCACUUGCAGAUCAAUUGACCGAUCGAUUAACGCCCUUCUAUUGUCGUACAGCCCACAAUAUGAAACAAAAAUU